CGGGUCGCGCUGGAACCCGAAGAGAGAGAGAGAGAGAGUUACUUCUGCGCUUUUCUCGUUCCCCCCGAAGGAAGGAAAGAAGGGACUGAUGCGCGGGAUUGCGGUCUGGCCUGAUCGGUCUCCAUUGAUUGAUCUUUAGAUCUUAGUACAGCAACCGCGAGACGAUCUCGUGUUCACCAGGAUUUCGUGUACGAUGUCCUUGCUGGGUUCGAGAAUAUGGUCCUCGGGCAUAGCAUGCACCGGCCUCUCUGUUGAAGAGCUGGAUUUGAAAUUGAAACUUGGAAGGUUCGAUGGUUAUGUCAGGGCCGAUUUUAUCGUUCCGGGUUUGCGUGAUGAGAAAGUUGCCACCAAUUGCAUCCAUCUUGGGGUUAGAUCCAGGCCCCGUCCUAAUGCCGACCUAGCUGCGCAUAGAUUCACCACUGGAACUUUGAAUUCUUGGGAAAGAAGGGGGCUGAGGCGAGAUCUGGGAAAUGGUGAAGUCGAGAGAAGUGGAUUUGAGCUGGAAGAAGACGAGCUUUUCUCAGUUACUGCGGGGUCUGGGGACGAUGACGAGGUGGACGACGGGAAUGAAUUUCGAAGAACGGGGAGCAGACGACAUGCUGUUAGAAGGGGAAGAAGAGCAGCACUCCUUGUAGCUGGUUCUGUCGUGUUUUUAAAUUCCGCAUGUUUAUGCUGUUCAAAGGCCGAGGCUGAAGAAUGGGAUUAUGGAAAACCCAGCGGUGUGAAGAAAUGGCAAGGGCUUUGUGCAGCUGGACCCAAGCAAUCGCCCAUAGAUAUACCUCUGAGUAAAGCCAAACGCGGUGAAAAUCAAGGCGAGUUGAUAUUCGAAUACGUGUCUAGUAGGCCUACCAUCAUGAAUCCUGGACAUGGAACCAUGCAGGUGACUUUUCCACACGGUGAGAAUGUUUUGAGGGUUGGAGGCAGGACUUUGGAGCUCCUUCAGUUUCAUUUCCACGCUCCCUCAGAGCAUGCAUUCAACGGAGACCGUUUUGAUAUGGAGGCUCACUUGGUACACCGUGACGUGUUAAGCAAGAGACUCGCAGUUGUGGGGAUCAUGCUGGAUGCAAGCAAAUCUGCGCUGCCAAACAAGGUCCUAGCAGAAAGUCUGGCCUAUGCUCCCGCAGAACAUGACCGAUCAAUACAUGUUCAAAAUGUGACGUUUUCUCCCAGUCUUCUCCUGCCUCCCACUGCUAAGAAGGGAAAGAAAGGAUCUAGGGGCUAUAUUCACUACAUCGGUUCACUAAGCACUCCGCCGUGCUCAGAAGGUGUUGAUUGGUUCAUUUUAGAAAAAGCUGUGGAGAUUUCCACCUCACAGGUGUUGGACUUCAUGAAGUUCGCUGGGGAUGGACACUCUCUCGCCUUCAACUCUAGACCAUUGCAACCAUUGGGCGAUCGUGCCGUAUUCGAAGGCCCUUAGUGGAAGUAUAGAAUGGACUUCUUUUUAGCAGCGGCUGGAUUUCUUCACAGCUCAAUACCAAAUUGUCUAUCACUGUGAGUAUCUAUGGAUGUGAAACUUUCUUCUAUUAUUAUACCACAACACGUAUAGUUGGCAAGGUGACUUUUACGGUAAUGAGACUAUGAAAGUUACCUGGACCCACUUCAAUGUAACAAUACAGGAUUAAUAGAUAUUCUUUUGUGACAUACACCCGAAGUGUACAAUCCUAACUGAAAGCUAUUCCUUCAGCGGACUUUUUUUUAUUGGGAAUUGCGGCAGAUUUGGGCGUUAGUACUCUUCCUGUUGUAGACCUAAAGAGCUUUGCUACCCUAAGCAUGUGAGGUUUGCACCUGUAGAAUGAAAUUGUAGGAAGCCUGUUGGCAUCAUAGAUUGUAGUUUCAUGAAUCUGUCCUAUCACCUCAGUCCUGUCUACCGUACACAGCUUCGAUACGAUAGCUUUGGGAAUAUCGUUAAGAUUGCUUCAAAUGGUUUGCAUACCUUUGUUGUAUUCCACACUCUGUUGUACUUACCAGUGUGAAGUCAUGUGUGACCCAUGUCGGGGGUUGGCCUCUUUUCAUUCAAUCUAGGACCCU
This is a messenger RNA of Marchantia polymorpha subsp. ruderalis, 2028 nucleotides long. Lineage: Eukaryota; Viridiplantae; Streptophyta; Marchantiopsida; Marchantiales; Marchantiaceae. The record is from the annotation of a GenBank genome assembly.